Messenger RNA from Trichomonas vaginalis G3, 8898 nucleotides. Its product is annotated as guanyl-nucleotide exchange factor protein. The record is from RefSeq and is a predicted model, not a curated record. Lineage: Eukaryota; Parabasalia; Trichomonadida; Trichomonadidae. The coding region runs from base 1 to 8898 and encodes 2965 amino acids. Gene Ontology annotation, molecular function: ubiquitin-protein transferase activity. The transcript has a single exon. Gene Ontology annotation, cellular component: cytoplasm.
AUGGGUCAGGAUUUAUCUCAAGCCAGUAUAUCCCUGACACAGAAUGCUGACGCAUAUGGAGGCGAAGGACAGAAUGUUAUCGAAGUUGGAUUUGAUGAACUUCCGCUUAAGACAUCAUUCCAAUCAGAUUUAUUCGAUAAAUCGAACGAAGAAGUACAAAAAGAUCUCAAUCUGCCUUCUGCCGAAAUGGUAUACGAUAUUAUUACUGAUUAUCUUACAUAUUCAUCAACAUCAACUUUAUCUGAAGCCUUUUCUAAGGUUCUUAUUCCUUUAUUUUGCGGCACAUUAGAUUCUAAGCCAAAACAAAUACAAAUCCUUUCGAAUUUAUUUCGAUUUUUACGAGAAAGAGCAUUUCCAUAUUUUAUGAACGAAGGACGUAGAUUAAAUGCGAUUAACGAGCAAAUAAACGGCAUACAAAACGAUAUUGUCAACACUCAUCGACGUAUCCCUGAAGAAUUCUUUAAUGUCGGAACAUAUCUUAAAAGCGAAGAAGCAUAUCAAGAUUUUCUUACUAAAUUCAAAGAGAUUGUCCAAUACAAAGAAAUUCGUCCUCAUCCAUCUUACGCUGCUUUAACUACAAGAUUUAGUGAUUUUAAAUCUGACGAUGAGAACGCGAUCUACAGACUUUUGUCAUGGGGAUUUGGUGCAGGCGAAAUAACAGCCAUCAUCAAGUCACUCCAAUAUAUUACAAACCUUUGUUUCGAAAAUAAAAUUGAAAAAACAAAUGAUUUUUCAUUCGACCAAUUAAAAUCCGUAAUAAAUUCCAUAUCCCUUGCAAACACAUGUUUCGCACCCCCUACAAACCAAAUCAUUUCUUCCACUACAAUUUCGAGUUCCACUCAAAUUGGCAAAGUCCAGACAUCGUUCAUCGCAUCCGAUGGCACACAUCUCUACAUCAUAGGCAAAGGAAAGAAACUUACCAUAGUAGAUCUCUCCAAAAACAUCACAAAACAUGAAAAUCGAUUCCAGCAGUAUACACUCGACGAAUUAAACGAAUCAUCGAAUGAAGACAUGUCAAUUACAUACUCCAAUGGCUAUCUACUGAUUUAUUCCCAGAAAAUUCCAAUUUAUUCAAUUUACAGAACGAAACCAUUCGAAAGAGUCAAUUCCCAGAUCAAAUUCUCUAUACACGGCGAAUUUACAAUCAUUCCUCAGUGCAAUCCGCCUUACGCUACCGACUCAAAGUACUUUUAUUCGUUGAAUGCUCCAUGUGGUGUAGCAGUUCUAUCGAUAAAGCCACCAAAUCUUGUUCUCCACAGGUUUAUUGACUUCGUUAGAUCGGAUGCCCCGCUUCUUGAACCAUUUGAUGAAGAACUUUUCCCAUCAAAAUUUUUAUCAAACUUAACUGCUGCUACAAAUGGCAUAACAAUCUCAUUUUUCCAUUUAGUCAACUCCUCUGAUAACCAAUACACCUAUUUCGCAAGGCAUUUCUCGUUAGUUGACGGAAGACAUAUUUGUGAUUCGCAGUUUGUCCUCGAACAUGUCAUUUCUACACUCACUUACGACCCGUGGAACAGAUGCUACUGGGGAUGCAACAAUCAGAGGAUCAUUCAUAUCCCAUCUUUCAAUUCUCAGCCUCCGUGGCUCACAGGAUCGGACAUAAACAACGUGGCUGAGUUCAGUCCAUCCGCACCAUGCUCAACUCAUGCGGAAGUUCUCAAUUCUUUGAUAAAUUUCCUCGAAUUUUACACAGUUCACUUCGCUGGAUUGAGUUUCCACGCUGCGCAAUCGAACCAUAACUAUUCUCCAACGACGGCAAGAUUCUUCGCACCUUGCACAAACGAUGCCGUCAAAUACAUAAUAAAUGCAAUAAAUUAUUUCACAGAAAUCUACGCAUCCAAGCGGGAAUGCGAAGGAUUUAAGCUGGAGAGAUGCAAGCAUACAAUAUUGUCCCUAAUCAGGCUCUUCGAUUACAACUUAUCCAAUAUGGACACACAAAUAUCGGUCAUAGGUGACCAAGCGCCCCCGAAGUUUAUUUACGCCGUGGACUCAAUCAACAUUCUCGUGGGAAUUCUUGAAAACGAGGACUUCACUUUUGCCCAUAAAUCUGUUAUCUUCACAAUUGUUAACUCCAUUGAGUUGCUCUUCACAGACAAUAAGCAGAGCUUGCCAACGGUCUUCAUAAAAAUCAUCAAGAAGAUGUCUACGGAAUUUAUCCUAUAUACUCUCCAAAAGAUCCACAAUAUGAGUAUAUAUCCGUACUGUUUCAACUCGACCACGAUCAAGGACACAUUCCUAAGCCUUAUAAAGAAUUAUCCAAAAUUGACGAUUACAGAAACCGAGCUUUUAGAGACUUACAUGCGUAGUUUAUUCAUCAACUCAAGGGACUAUCUCUUAAGCCAGCAGCAAGUCGAUAAAGGAAACAAAGAUAUUUUGAUGGAUAAUUUCUUUACGUUUUCCACCAUGAUAUUCGAUGAAUUCUCAGCACGUAUCGAUAAAAUGCCGAAUACAUACAACGAAACCACUCGUUCUGAGAUUCCUAACAUGAAUAUCUUUGAAAAAUUUAUUAUGUUGCUUCAUCACUUCCAACAGUUCCCAACUGUUGUUGAUUUCGCAACGACCAAGAUCCAUGAGUUAUUUGUUAAGCUCACACAUAUGAUUUCCACGAUCAAAUUUGAUUGUCCAAUUUAUCCACAACAUAACUUAUUAUUUUACUCUGUUUACUCCUGUUACAUUGACUACAUUGAUUCAUUAAUGAACAAUGCCGCGUUAAUGAAGAGUUCCACCACUUACUCAUGGCUCUACCAACCAACGAAAGAAUCAAAACUUACUCCAAACGAUAUUAACGAUAUCGUAAGCCAAGCGACCACCGAACAGAAAUCACACAGAAGAUUAGUUCGCAAAGGUCUUUCCUUCAACUUCCAUUCAACCAGUUACUCAAACAACGCUGAAAUACAAGAAGGAUUCUUAACUUCUCUUGUUGCCAAAGAUGAAUCACAAGCAAUUAAGACAUUGAUUGAUUAUUUGUAUUUGAAGAUACCUGAUCAUGUGAAGAAAGUCGAGAACAAUGAUUUGAGACAUUUAGAAAGAGUUAUUUUGGCUGCUUACACCAAACAAUUGGGAUUAACAAGUGAUUUAUGUGAUCUAAACAUUUAUUUGAGUUCAAAUCAACCUGUAGAGAUUUCCAAAUACAUAAAGAACAUUGUACAGCUUGUUUACAAGACAAGGAGAUACUUGAGAAGAGCCAAACAAGCAAGUUCCAAUACUAAUGAAUCAAAUAACAGUUAUGAACAAUUUAUACAGUUAAUUAUGAAGAAAUGUAUAUUUUUAGUUCAUUUGCAACCAUGUUUGAGAUUGAUGUCUGACAUUGAAUCGAGUUUCUCUUUGAUGGCGAAGAAGAUUUCCAGUUUCAUGACAUCGGAAAUAACUGUUGAACAGUAUUUCGAUCAGAUAGAAAAGGCACAUGCAGCAAGAAGAUCAAUUUCACAAGCUGUUGGUUAUAUCCAAGAAAUUUUGUCAAAUAGAUUUACUCCUCUUUCUAUGGCAAUCACUUCACUUAUGCUUGAGAAAUACUCAACAAAUGAUGCAAUACAAACAUUAGUGUUAGGUGUUGCUAAUCCAAUGUCUAAAGAUAUCCCAAGUGAAGUGACAGAAACGAUAAAAUUAAUAAAUUUGGUAAAUGAAAUGACGAUCAACAUAAAAGAAGAUUUCGCUCAACAAAGUUUCAUUGCGUUCUAUACAAAUGUCACUUUUUCUGUUGGUCAAGAAUAUCCAUCAUUAAUUAUUGAGCCAACAUUGAAGUUAAUCCAAUAUUUAACAGGAAAAGAAUCCAAAUUUAACAAAGAAAAUUCUACUUCACUUGUGUCACUUUUGGUGUCACUUUUCUGUGUAUUAGCAAAGAAUUCAGAGAGUUUUGCAACUAAUGAAUUCAAGAACUUAUAUCAGAAAUUGUCACAAGCCAGUUCAUUAGAUCCAGAUGAUCCAGAAACAAUUGCUUUGUUCUAUAGAAGUGGAAUGGAUGCUAAAAUUCAUCCAAGCACUAUAAUUAAUAGAUUAAUGACAUGCGAACCACAAGAAUACACAAGGUAUAUUAGUGCUUUGGGUGAAUUAUGCCAAGGAUCAUCAUCAAAGGAUUCCAUUUUCUAUUGGAUACUCCAUGAAAUCUCAAGAAUUUGUUCUGGAGGACAUUCUUCUUUCUUAAAAGAUUAUCCUUCAAUUUCUGAAAAGUCUUUGGAGAAAGAAAACCUUUGCAAGACACCGGACAUCAUCUUGAGUGGUUGUUUGAAACUGAUACAGCUUGUUAGAAGGUUCUUAAAUGAAUCUUCUACAACAGGAAGAUACGUAAUGGAUGUUUUCAGAUUUAUUUUGGAAAAUUUCAUUUCUCCAAAAGAAAAAGUGUCAUCAUCAUUGAUAAUUUUCUCCGACCAAUUACUUCUUUAUGCAGUAUUUGGAGUAUUAAGUAAUGUUAUUGAUGUUAUUUCAUUCAGUUCGCUUAUAAAAGACAGCGAAUCCUCAAUUUUGUAUUAUGUUUCAUCGAUUAACCAACAAAACAAAACUUUUGAAUGUUGGCAAUUACCUAUUAACGCCGAAUCCACUUUAUUAAGUGUUCCUUUCUCUGAUUCUAUAUUAAGUAUUCCUUCAACACCUUUUACUCCUUCCAUUUUCCCAUUUUAUGACCAAUUAAUUCAUGUUUUCAUCAAAUUUUUGACGAUGAAUAAUCCAAGUCAUUUCACGGAAGGAUUACUUUAUUACGGAUUGAGUUCCAUGCAUGAAUACUGCAGAGAUUUAACUUUCUUUAAUAUGUUAGUUAAUGAAAAGAUUUAUGAUGUUCUUCCUGAGUUUUCUUUCGAAAAUUAUAAUUCAGAUUUCAUGAAUAUCGUUAGAAAACAUUUGGCAUCGAAUGACGGAGGAUUUACUACUCCUAGAUCGUCAACAUCAGAGUUAUUCUAUGCUUCUCCAUCUGUUAUUAAAGAUACAGAUGGUUUGGUGUUCACGGACAAACAGAUUUCUUGCAAAGAUGGUUUACAUGUUUUUAUUUCAAAAGUUUUUAGUCAAACAGAAGAUAUAAGUUUAUCAAUCGAAGCUGCUGAUAUUGUACAAUCAUACGAUGCAGGAUUCUAUCAUUUGGCUAUUAACGAAUCUAAUAUUAAGUGUUUGAUGUAUUCCAGGAGAUUAAACAAAUCAACAAUCUCAGGAAAAGUCAAAACAGCAUUAGGACCAAAAGAAAGUCCUAAAUGCAAUUUGUUGUUGAAAUACGAUCAUUUGACUAAGGAAUGCUCGAUUUAUAAUAACGAGACAGGAUUAUUACUCCAGAAACAUGUAUUUACAAGCACAAUGGUUUGUUUUGUUGUUGUUUUGUAUCCAGGAGCUGAUUUGAAAUACGAAUUCGGUGUUGAGAAAAAGAUUUUGAAUACAAUGGAUGGAAAAAUCGUUUUCAAGAGAAAUAGAAAGAAUAUUAAUAAUGUUAAUUGUUUGACAAACGCUGUACAAACAAUAACAAAUAUAAAGGACUUGAAUAUCUCUUGCCAUCCGUUCUCUCAACCUGAAGACAUAGAAUGCGAAAGAUUCAGUGGAAAGAAUUCCAAUGAAAAAUUCAUGAUUUUCCCAGCUGAUUCCGUAUCGUCAACUCAAUUGGUCACUUCACUUGAAAAAAGUGACAAAAAGAACAUUGAACAAAAGAAGUUGAUUAAAUUCCCAUUGAACCAGAUUUUGUCGACUGAAUUGUUGCAUUUCACGACACCUCCAAACUCAUAUUAUGUUUUGAAAAACAAUUGUAAUGAUGAUCCGAUUUCGACUGUUUUCAAUCCUUCUAAAACUUUUUCUGUUGAUCAACACACAGGAAAACUCAGUAUGAAGAACAGAAUUAAAGAGUUUGUGCCAAGAGAUACAUUGCCACACAUACAUCCUCAUAACUUUGGUAUCCUUCCAAGUGUUAUUUUGAAUCAUUUCGCUACAGGAUAUUCCCAGAAAUUGCGAAAGACAUUAUUGUCAACAGUUUUGUUGCAGUGUUAUUCGCCAUCAUCAAUUGGUAUCGACAGAGCAUUGGUCAAAUUCAAUUUCACUGAUCAAAACGCUUUGUUGAAAUCAAUGUUAAGUUUGUUAACUGUCAUUGAACCAUACGAUGCAUUUUCAUCGAGUCCAAUCAAUUUCCAAUUGAAUUUAAUUGAUCAAAACGUGAUGACACCUAAAUCUUCCCAGUUUUUGCAGAAGAGCGCCAUCACAAAUAUCUUUAAUUAUAUUGGAAAACACAACAAAGCUGUUGAAUUCAUUACAGCGUGGGCCAGUUUGUUGUUCAAUGAAGGAAAAGAUGUAACGAGCCAUUCCGUGAAACAGAAUCAUCCUUACGCUAUAAUUGUUGAUCCAUCAUCUUUACCUUCUCCGCAGACAUUCACGAAACAAGGCUUCGACCUGUGGAUAAUCAUGCAGACACAGUUGCAACCUGUUGUUCCUGACUGCAUCUGCACAAUUUCAACUAAUACUUGUAAAGGUAUUAAAAUUUCAAAUACAAUAGAAGUUGCUGCAGGACACAGUUUCACAUUGAGUCCACCAGAAAACAAAGAUCCAGGUAAUUUAAUUGCAGCUAUUCCGAUGAUGAAAGAUGAUACCGUAACAUUGCUUGGAACUUUCUUUGAUUUGGUUGUUUCUUUCAAAUAUUUCGUCAUCGCUUUGGAUUAUUUCAAGAAGGAAAUUCCUUUCUUGUUGAUGCAGGAUUUCAGAACAAAAGUUUACAUCUUCUUUAUCCAAGCUUUGUUGGGUAACUCCCCCUUCUUUAUUACUUAUAAUUCUGACAUUUUACGGUUUUUAAUUAAUCACUUCCCAUUGAUGGAAUCCGACAUCGAAGGCGAUCUUUUGAUACAUCUAGGAUUGAUAGGAAAAUUCUUUGAUGUUGCACAACAUCCGCAAAUCGCUAUAUGGCUUGAAGAAAUACAAACUUUGUGGGAUGAAAAGUUCUAUUUGUCACUCAAAUAUUAUUUCGAUUACUUCGCAAGCGAAACCGAUAAAAUUUCCCUCAAAAAUAUUCAAAUCAAACCGUUUGAAAUUCCGAAGAACGUCAGUUUCGACAGUUUCGAAACGAACGAGAAGAAAGAGAAAGGACUUUUCAUCACCCUCAAGAGACUUCUCAUGCCAAGAGACAAUCAAUACGGAUUCCCAUUCUAUCAGUUACUUGGCAUCUGGGCCAAAUAUUCCCAAAAAUGUCCUCCAACGGUUUCUAAGCGGUUAUCGUCAAAAAUUUUGAAAGUUGAGUUCAUCAAAACUGUUCCACACUCAGCCAAUUUCAUGUUGACCACUGCUCCUUCAUCAAUUAAACUUCAGUAUUCAUUUGAAGAAGACAUGUCUAAUCCACAAGAACUAACACUUGCUCAUGCUUUUGUUUUGAACAACCACACAACAAUUUACAUUGAAAUUUGUGAUGACACGAACAUGUGGGAACUUUUGAGUCCGUAUUUCAUUUCCAACGACAGACCGAACAAAGACGAAUUUGUUCUUCAAAACAAGGAAUGGUUCAUUGAUGAUAUCAAACAUCUUUUGUUUAAUUGGGACAACAACACAGACAGAUUGAUUUUGGCGACAUUCCCUUAUAAACUGUUCUCUAACCAUUCAUUGCAAGUUGAUAUCAGUCCAGAUUCAAUUGCUUCAAGUACACAAACCAAACCGUUGAAUCUGUUGUGUGUACGAGCACAUUUCCUGUUAAUUAUGAACUGGUUCUUUGGAAAUACGAAGAACGAUUUCAUGACGAACCCAUCAAUGAAACUUUUGUUGCCAUUAGUUUCUCCUAAAUUGAAAUUGGAUAACUUGAGGAAUAUCAUCAAGAAGAACUCCAAAUCAAGGCGUCCAGACAUAAACAUCGACAGAAUCUCUGCAGUAGAAGUCCGUGAAGGUGUUUCUACAAACUACAAUGCGACAUUGAUUGCUCAAAUGGUCAAUAUCUACAAGAACAUCAAUGAUUUCAAAGAUUCAACUGAUCGUCCUUGGGAAGUCCAUUUCACCAAUGAAGUUGGCAUCGACGCAGGUGGUCCAGCACGAGAACUUGUUACAGAACUCGCUCUCGACAUCUGUUCUCCAAAUUGCGGAUUAGUCAUUCCAACACCGAAUUCAAGGAAUGAAAUUGGCCAAUACAGAGAUACAGUGAUUCCUUUGCCUCAUCCAAUGAUAAAGAACAGUCCAGAGAGAUACAGAGUUUUCGGUGCAGUCAUAGCUAUCUGUAUCAGAACUGGUUUAGUCCAGUUCUUCAAUUUCCCACCUUUAGUCUGGGAAUUCCUCAUUACAGGCGAAAUUGCAUUGGAAAGAAUCAUGGAAAUUGAUGAUCAUUACAAGACAACAAUUGACUCGUUUAAAGAGGCAAUGAAAGAAGGAAUGACUGAUGAAGAGUUCAAGGCAAGACUCAACCACAAGUUCGUCAUUCAGGACGCAAGAGGAAAUGAAAUGCCAUUGAUACAAAGAGGAAGAACUGAAUUCAUAACUGCUUCAAAUUGCGCACAAUUCAUCAGUUUGGCAAAUGAAUUCAGAAUCAAUGAAUUGAAGGCUUCCCUCAACGCUAUAAGAGAUGGAUUGUGGGAGAACAUCGGCAUCGAUCCUCUCCUUAAUUUGGACUGGAGCACAUUGGAAUACGCUGCGUGCGGAGAAAGAGAAAUUACUUAUGAAGCAUUGAGAAAAGUGACAAAAUUUGAGAAUUUAGACAACACUCAACAAGACAUUUUCCUAAAAGUUUGCGAGAUGAUGACAUCAGAACAGAGAUCUCUUCUUCUCAAGUUUUCAACUGGAAGAAUAAGAUUGCCUCCAAAUUGUGGCGAUGAUGAAAAAUUCCUCAAAGUAGAUCGUGCAGAAGGAAUUGAUAGAAUGCCUACUUCUUCAACUUGCUUCCACCAGUUCCACAUGCCAAGAUAUUCAAGUUAUCAGAAGGCAUUCAAACUUAUAACUUUAGCUAUAGAAUACACAGGAUCAUUCGAACUUAGAUAA